GUUUUAGACACAGUUUCUAUAGAAUUUUAUAAACAAUGAAUAAAACUAGGCCUAAAACUCUAAAGGCAUAGCUAGUGAACUGUGAAAUAGUAAAUUAUAAAAUGGCCUUAGUACUUCAAGUGUAGAUGCGCGUUAAGGCUUUUCAAAGGAUCCGUAGUUUUUUAUUAGUAAGUUUCAGAUUGGAAAGCAUUUCAAUGACAUCAAAAAUGCAAGUAUUCACACAGAAGAGAAAUCCGAUAACUGGCAGUACAGAAUGGGACGUGCAACACGAAGACUACGAUUUUCAUCAGGAGAUCGCCCGGUCGGCGUUUGCGGAUAUGCUACACGAUACAGAGAGGAAUAAGAAGUACCACAGGGCUCUCCAACUGGCGAUAGAAAAGAUGCAUGAAGCAGGGAAGAAGGCUAAUGUUUUGGAUAUAGGUACUGGUACAGGGUUGCUCUCGAUCAUGGCAGCAAGAUGUGGUGCAGACACCAUUACAGCUUGUGAGGCAUUCAAGCCUAUGGCGGAAUGCUGCUUGAAGAUCCUCCAGAGGAAUGGUGUGGCGGACAAAAUCACUGUUGUGCCAAAGAGGUCCACUGAUAUGACAGUUGGUGAGGAUGGAGAUAUGAAAGAAAAGGCUAAUAUUUUAGUGACAGAAGUGUUUGAUACUGAAUUGAUUGGCGAAGGGGCUCUCUCAACAUUUUCUCAUGCACACGAGUACCUCUUGGAAGAAGACUGCAUAGUGGUCCCGGACUCGGCCGUGAUCUACGCACAGGUUGUGGAGUGCCCCACGCUGCAGAAGUGGAAUAAACUUAAUGAUCUGGCUGAUGAGGACCUGGAAGUUAUAUUGAGGACCCCUCAAAAGAUGAAAGACUGCGCCGGCUCCGCAGCAGUCCACGACGUUCAGUUGUCACAGUUACCUCGGCAUGCAUUCACAGAGUUAUCAGACCAGAUCCCUGUGUUCUACUACGACUGGUCGGGACGCUCGCCCAUAGACAUGAAGAGAACUGUCAAGCAAGAGUUCACUGUGAGCAAUACCGGGCAAGCACAGAUUGUGUUCAUGUGGUGGGAACUUAAUAUGGACCCUGAAGGUAAAAUAUGCCUAAGCUGUGCCCCUUGGUGGGCACAUCCCGACGCUGACCUCUCGUCGGAUAGACCCCAAGAUUCAAUUCCAUGGCGAGAUCAUUGGAUGCAAGCAGUCUACUACCUUCCACAAGAAAUCACUGUACAAAAAGAUUCAGAAGUAUCUUUAGUAUCCUGUCAGGAUGAAUAUUCUCUAUGGUUUUACUUAGAAGAUGAGAAAACCAAGCGAAAACAUUACAAAAGACCCAUUUGUGAAUGCGGUGUCCACAUGUCUAUAUCGAGAACUCAUGUAUCGUACUUAAAUGAUGGAAAACGGAGCAAAAAGUUGCUAGCACAAUUAAAGGAAGAUUUAGUUGCAGAUGCUGUAGUUUUAGAUUUAAAUGGCAGUAGUUUCCUUGGGCUGGCUGCAGCGAAGAUGGGAGCUAAAACAGUGUAUAUCAUCGAAAAUAUGAAUCUGAAUAUCGGAAUAUUGAAUGAUUAUAUCAAAGAGAAUGAUAUACAAAAUGCGAUUGUACUUCCCGAAGUUACAGAUGAAGUUUUGGAGAAAAUAACGAAUGUCGUUUGCGAUCCUAAUUUCAGUUGUGCGAUAUUGCCUUGGGAGAACUUGAAAGUGGCAUAUCUUUUGUACAGGUACAGGAGUAAAUUAAAGGAUUUUGUGCCAGUUAUUCCUGAAAGUUGUGAGUUUUGGGCUAUGCCGGUUGAAUUUCAGGAUUUACACAAAAUAAGGAUACCGCUUGGAAUGUGCGAAGGCAUUGAUAUGUCUAUAUUUGAUAGUCUGGUAGAGAGUUCUCGUGUAAUAAGUGACGCGGAAAUGGAAGCGCAGCCGCUGUGGGAGUACCCGUGUCGAUGUCGCGGCGUGCCGAGGAAAAUCAUCGACAUACACUUCAAAGACUUGAAAGUUACUUACGCUUGUGAUGGUGCGAAUCCCAUUGUCGAUUCGAAAUCUGAGGGUAGUCACUCAGUAAACGGUUUCGCGAUAUGGGCUGUAUGGAUAGUUGGCGGGAAACCAAUAAGCUCCGGACCCGUGGAGUGGCCAGUCGUCGGAGACAGAGUCAACUGGGACAUGCACACGAGGCAGGCUGUCAAAAUACUUAAAACAUCGAAAAUUGUAAGCGAUUCCGACAAAUGGAGCUACCAAGUAGCGUGCGACUUAGAAAAGGGUCAAUUCAACCUAAACCUCGAUUGGGUCAAUGAAGAAUCGUAAAUCUAUUUAUAAAACGCUUUUAACACUUUUAUUUGAAUAAAUAUAUAAUUUUAUUUAUGAA
Messenger RNA from Maniola jurtina (meadow brown), 2328 nucleotides. RefSeq names its product protein arginine N-methyltransferase 7-like (gene Art7). NCBI's taxonomy places the organism in Eukaryota, Metazoa, Arthropoda, Insecta, Lepidoptera, Nymphalidae. The transcript is spliced from 9 exons. Gene Ontology annotation, biological process: peptidyl-arginine methylation. Gene Ontology annotation, molecular function: protein-arginine omega-N monomethyltransferase activity. The record is from RefSeq and is a predicted model, not a curated record. The coding region runs from base 126 to 2267 and encodes 713 amino acids.